AUGCAUUUAUCAUUUAAAGUCUUUGGGCCUGAGAAGUUAUGGCAAUGGCUGAUGCUGAUCAUUUUAAAUUUUACAGCUGUUUCCUGCCAAGUGGUUACUGCAGGAAGCUACUCAACGGUCUCCAAAUGUACUGAAGGAUUGAUUGCAAACGAAGAUAGGUUUAUAUUCACUGGGAGUGCUUUAUUAAAUGGUACAGAUGCUAAUGAAUGGCCUAGGAUAUUGACGUUUGAAAUCAAGCCAGAUGGUGGGAGUUAUUCUGCUGAUGCUUUUUACGAAGAUGCCCGCUGUUCCACUAAAUCUGAGGAUAACAACCUAGGAAAAAGUAAUAGGGCUGGGUGUCGAACAUCAUUUGAUUGGCUCUUGUCUGCAAAAAUAGAAUUCACCAACAACAAGUUUAUUAGUACAUUACUUAUGUAUAAUGUUCGUCAGGGACCGAAUGCAUAUUACGCUUGCAGUAUUGAUUUUCAACGUUAUGUAAAUGUCUGCAAUCCCUUAGAGUUCUACAGCAAACCAGAAGGACUACAAUGUAACGAGCCACGAAAUGUCAAUGACAAGAACGAAAUUUAUAUCUUUUGUAGUAUUAGCAAAGUCUAUCCUUCGGCAAAAAUGUCGCUUAAAUUUUUACAGUUUGAGAAAAUAGUCGCCUGUGUGAAUGAGACAAACUCAACAGGAGUCAUUACUUGUCAAGACUAUAUUUCUGUGGUGAAUUUAAAACCAGGCAUAAACUUCAUUGAUAUGUUGGUCUAUCCUAAUGUUUCUGGUGGGGAAAAAUAUGGCGUUAAACAACGGUUGAAUAAAACACUAACUUUCCCGCAGGCAUCUCUGAGUGCAGAUUGCUUGCAGAUUUUAAAUGUAACCAAAGGCUACGUCAAACAAGGGGACGUGGCUAACUGUACGUGUUAUAUCAAGACUCAGGGAGACCCACCUGGAAGUCUACAGUGGUACUACAGUAAUGGCACAGCAAUACAAAACAUCAAACUUAGUGAUACAGCUACGUUGCAAGUGAGAUUUAACGAUAGCAAUACAAACAAAAGCUAUACGUGCACGGCGUACUCGGCUUUAGGAACAGACGAUGGUGGCUUAGAUUUUACAGUUCAAAAUUCAUAUGGUCCGGAUUAUGUUGCAUUAUUUACAACUGACAGCUCGUCUGUGUAUGACGCGUGCACUGGUAGCAUUAAUGUCAACUUCAUGUGUUCCAUUUUUAAACAAAGUGUGGCACCUGAGCCGACUGUAUCUAUAAGUCUACUUAAUGGUGAAAUGCUUGUCUUGAACACAAAUCACAAUUCUACCCAUUACAUUUACAAAUCAUCAUACAAACCGAAAAGUUCCGGAUAUUUUACCUUUAGGUGUAAGGCCAUGAACUCAAUCUUUAAUGAAUUGGAAAACGUUGGAACUGCAACCAUUUUUAUUGCAGGUCCGCCAUCAAAACCACCUAAUAUAAUAUUGGGAAAGUCACAGUUGAUUGAAAGUGGUGGCACGAUUGGUCCAAUAAAAGAAGGUUCUAGCCUGGAGAUUAUGUGUCAAGUGGAGGGAGGAUUCCCUAACAGCUACACAAUGACCGUGUCGUGUACAGAAAGUUACUCUAACUCCACGAUAAACAACAGUGGUGUCAGCUUGUUACUGAGAAAGGUUAGCAGAACUUUCAAUGGCAUAAGGUGUACUUGUAAAGCUUUGCAUGUAACAUCUUGUUUCACAAAUAAUACAUCCAGUGCAAAUCUUAAUAUUACAUAUCAAGCGGUAAUACAACAAUUUACUGCAAAUUCUAAUACUGACAAUCUCACAGUUUCAAACAAUACUCAAGUUACUUUCUCAUGUAUCGUCGAUAGUAAUCCACCACCCAUUGUUCAAAUUUUAAGGGAAUUAACUGUACACAACCUAACAAAACGAAUGUACUGUGAGGAUAGUGGAGAAUACAUAUGUAAAGCCCAUAACACUGAAUUUAUACAGGCAGAUCAAAGGUCACUUAUAGUAUAUAUUCUAUGUAAGCCACUUUUGUUAAAAUCAUAG
Molecule: messenger RNA, 2007 nt
Organism: Physella acuta
Lineage: Eukaryota; Metazoa; Mollusca; Gastropoda; Physidae
Biological process (GO): cell-cell adhesion
Cellular component (GO): cell-cell junction; plasma membrane
Molecular function (GO): cell adhesion molecule binding
Source: RefSeq, a predicted model, not a curated record